Messenger RNA from Penicillium taxi, 1029 nucleotides. RefSeq lists its product as uncharacterized. Bases 1 to 1029 code for a protein of 342 amino acids. NCBI's taxonomy places the organism in Eukaryota, Fungi, Ascomycota, Eurotiomycetes, Eurotiales, Aspergillaceae. The transcript has 6 exons. The record is from RefSeq and is a predicted model, not a curated record.
AUGAACCAGAGUACAAUUACACCUGCCCUUCAACCGCCGGUGGGCCAAACAUCAAACUUCAUUGAUCCAGUUUCAAGUGGCACUAAGUUUCUGGUGAUUAAUUGCAUUUUCUUGCCUCUGGCUUUUCUUGCCUUAGGUAUAAGAACAUGGACUCGAAUAUUUGUUGUACGAAGUUUCCGUAUGGAUGAUUUGCUGAACUGGGGCCUGGGAAAACACAUGUGGGACGUUCCACUCACUUCAGUCUCGCCACACUUCAAUAAGAAAUACAAGCUUAACUUGAUUGCGGCUAUUAUCUACUGCGCAGCUACCGGAUUUACCAAGUGCUCUGUACUCGUCUUCUACCUUCGCAUUUUUCCUAGUCGGAAAUUUCACACAGCUGUUUGGACACUGGUAUUUAUUGCCGCGGGAUACAGUUUCGCCAGCAUUCUAGCCAACAUCUUCAGUUGCAAUCCUAUUGCUAAAUCUUGGGAUGAGACAAUAAUAGGCGGAACCUGCAUCAAUCGACCUGUAUUCUAUUUUGCAAAUGCAGGCCUGGGUAUCUUUACAGAUUUCGCAACGUCCCUGGCUUCGUAUAUUGCAAUUACCAAUGCGACAGAAAAUCGCAGUCGGUAUCAUUUUAGCAAUGGGAUGCUUCGUUGGAAUAGGUCAACUACCAAUGCACUCAUGUGGUGCACUAUUGAACUGAACCUGGGAAUCGUCGGGGGCAGUGUCACAGCAAUCAGACCCUUCAUUAAGAAAUAUUUCCCAGAGCUGUUGGGCAGCACUAAGUCAUAUGCUACAUCGAGAUCUCGCAAAUACGGUCAUCCCCUCGGAUCUACGAGCGCCCAGGCCAGUAAACAACUCAAUUUGACGAACCGAGAGAACCGUUAUACAGUAACAACGCUUACUACACUCCGAGGACCGGAUAAUGAUAGUGAAGAGUUCAUACUAUCGAACAUUAAGCCUGAAGGUCAGGCUACAGACUCCGGCAUUAUCCGGACAGUUACUUUUGACGUGAAAAAUACUUUGGAAGCGGAAAGUCCAUUGUGA